Molecule: messenger RNA, 1454 nt
Organism: Chrysoperla carnea
Lineage: Eukaryota; Metazoa; Arthropoda; Insecta; Neuroptera; Chrysopidae
Product: zinc finger protein 791-like
Exons: 2
Coding region: 12-1454 (480 amino acids)
Biological process (GO): regulation of transcription by RNA polymerase II
Cellular component (GO): nucleus
Molecular function (GO): RNA polymerase II cis-regulatory region sequence-specific DNA binding; zinc ion binding; DNA-binding transcription factor activity
Source: RefSeq, a predicted model, not a curated record
CAACUUAAAGAAUGCCCAUAUCUAGAGAAGAUUUUCCAUUAAUUUGUCGCCUUUGUUUAUUAUUUGAAGAAAACAUGUCCUCGAUAUAUACACCGGAGGUUAUUAAAAUGAUUCAAAUUUGCGUUGAUAUUGAGAUUAAACAGAAUGACGAAUUUCCAUCAUCAAUUUGUAAAAAUUGUUAUGAUCAAAUGAAUAAAUUUUCAUACUUUCGAGAAACAUGCAAAAGUUCUCAAGAAAUCUUAGAAAAAAUAAUCGAAAGCUGCGAUACAAAGGAUUCCGAGAUAAACUCAGCAAAUAUUAAAGACGAAUUUUCAUCACAAAUUAAAUCUGAACUUUUUGAUUCUGAUAACGAUUAUAAGGAUGAUUUUGAUAGAGAUAACGAUGAUGAUGAUGAUGAUGAUGAUGAAGUAGAUGAUAAACAAGCGAAUAAUAGUUCAGUAAAAGAAGCAAAUCGUGGUGAAACUAAAGAAAAUAUUGAAGAAAUGUUAAGUAAAAUUGAUAAAACUAGUAAAAAAUCAGUAUCAUGUAAAUUAUGUGGAAAAACAAUGCCGGAACGAACACUUUAUGGACAUUUGCGAUAUCAUCAACAAGGCACUCGACAUAAAUGCGAACAUUGCUCAAAAGCAUAUCGUAAACCCGGUGAAUUGGCAAAACAUUUACAGCGUGUCCACAAAACAAAAAGCGUUAUCAAAUGUAAUGUUUGUAAUAAAACGUUUCUAAUUCAAGCACAAUUAGAUUUUCAUAAAAAAACACAUUUUAAUAAAAAAUAUCCAUGUGACAUUUGUGGAAAAGAGUGUUAUCUAAGUGCAAAUUUGAAACGACAUAAGGAGACACAUACAAAACGUGAGAAAUCAUUUUUCUGCUUACAUUGUGAUUCAACAUUUUUGGGUGAAGUAUCAUUAAAAAUACAUGUUAAGAAAUAUCAUUCGGAUACACCACAAGAGAAGCAUGCGUGCCCACUUUGUGGAAAAAUGGUUUAUAAUGUACGACUUCAUACAUUGAAUACACACUCUAAUGUUAGACCGCAUAAGUGCGAUCAAUGUGAUAGAGCAUUCGGGUUCAAAUCAGUUUUAUUAAAACAUGUACGGGAAAAACAUUUAGGUAUUCAACAAGAGUAUAAAGCAUUAUGCCCGUCAUGUGGAAAAUCAUGUCCGUCACAGGGUGAUUUGCGUAAACAUUUACGUACCCACGCACAAGAUCGUCAACUUUAUGAUUGCCAUUUAUGUGGUAAAAAAUAUAAAUCCCGUGAAGGUUUGCGUAAUCAUUUAAAAGUACAUUCAGGUUUACGGCCAUAUGUUUGCACGUACUGUACAAAAGCUUUUCAUACAAGUACAAUAUUGAAAAAUCAUAUACGAACACAUACUGGUGAACGGCCGUUUGCAUGUCAUAUUUGUGGAAGAGCGUUUACACAAAAAGUAUCUUUACAAACUCACGUUAAAGGUCAUAAUGAUUGA